UUGAACCCUAUAUAAUCCUUUUCCUCUUGUUAUUUUCUUCACAAUCACUUUCUCUCCAAUUUCCCUCAGAUCUUCGUGAAUGGUAGAAACCCUUUUCCCCUUCGAUUUCAUGCGCUCCCUUUCACCUUCAACAACGGCGAGCGUUCUCCUUCCUUCCCUUUUCCCUUUCGCUUCUUGCAUGCAAGGUUGGCAUUAUCGCUGCCUCGGUCUCGACCCCUAAUUCAUCCAAACCCUAACCCUAAUUUUCAACAAUUUUCCUCAUUCUUUCAUAAAAUUCAAUUUUUUUUUACAUAAUUCAUCAUUCCAUUGCCUCAAUUGCGUUUUUAGAUUCUUGGGUAUAUACAAUUCGUUUGUUUUUUGAUUUUGUGAAUUGCGUCAAUUGAACACGAUGUUGUUGAGCAAGCAGAAGAAGAAUCAGAAUGCGAAUAAUGCUAAGAGGAGGUUGUUGAUUAGCAUCAAUGUGCUUGGAAGUGCUGGGCCGAUUCGAUUUGUUGUGAACGAGGAAGAGCUUGUUGAGGCUGUUAUUGAUACGACGCUGAAGUCUUAUGCACGUGAAGGGAGAUUACCUGUCUUGGGGAAUGAUCACAGUGCUUUCUUUCUCUAUUGUCCUCAUCUUGGAUCUGAUGCCGCUUUGAGUCCUUGGGAUAAAAUCGGAUCACAUGGAGCUCGAAAUUUCGUGCUAUGCAAGAAGCCACAGGCGGCUACAAAUGAGGCAGCUGCUGAAGAUGGAAGUGGGACUUCAUCACUUCCACGCAGGGGAAGUGGUAGUUGGAAGUCUUGGUUCAACCUCAACCUUAAAGUUUCUUCCCAUUAAUCGAUCAAAUUGAGAUUGUGGGGAAUCAAACAUUUGCUACAAUGCUUUAUAUAAUUGUUUGGUUUUUUUUUUUUAAUGAUCCAUCUUGGUUGUGUUUGUGUCUAGGCUGUCUCUGUUCACAUUAGCCAGAGACAACUUUGAAUUCUGGCAAGAAUAAAGUAUUUCUGAUUUUUUAUGUAUUUGGUGAUAAGCCAUUUAACUUUUGAUGGAAUACAAUUGAAUUGAUGUUUUGCAUUUUGCCAAUUUUUGGCUUGAAGCUUUCUUAUUAUAUAUCUGGAUGUUGUG
Medicago truncatula (barrel medic) is the source of this 1099-nucleotide messenger RNA. RefSeq lists its product as uncharacterized. The coding region runs from base 389 to 814 and encodes 141 amino acids. The transcript has 2 exons. The record is from RefSeq and is a predicted model, not a curated record. Lineage: Eukaryota; Viridiplantae; Streptophyta; Magnoliopsida; Fabales; Fabaceae.